AUGGCCUUACUUUCACUGGUCUUAGCCAACAUCUGGCGAAGAGUCGAGACCCCCGCUGUCAAGCGCUCUAUCGAUCACGUCAACCAGUCAACUCCACAUCCGCUGAAGACCACCAUAUGGAAGACUGAGGAUGAACUGGUUGAACCACCCGUCUUUGAAGGUGACGACUUCGAGGGCGAGAACUAUGGCGAGUUCGAUGAUGGAAAUAACCCGUAUUUCCCUUUCUGCUCCCAGAUUGACUGGGAGAUCGCAAGGUGGUCGAAACUUCGCGGACCUACUUCCACGGCAUUUACAGACCUGCUAGCAAUCAAUGGAGUUAGAGAGUCUUUGGGGCUCUCCUUCAAAAACGCGAAGGAGCUAAACGCGAUUAUCGACAACGAGUUGCCAACGGGACACCCGAAGUUCAAGCUUUUCGAUGUGUAUCACCGUGAUGUUAUUGAGUGCAUUGAGGCACUCUACGGGGAUCCCGACUUUGCAGAUUAUCUCGCUUUCACUCCAGAGCGGCAUUAUGCCGACGAAGAUCAAACCACGCGCUUGUUCCACGACAUGUACACUGGGAAGUGGUGGUGGGAUACUCAGAAAAAACUUGAUCAACACUGCCUCGGGGGCACAAUCAUACCAAUCAUCAUUUCAUCCGAUAAAACCCAAGUCACCAUGUUUCGCAAUAAGGCCGCCUACCCCGUUUACCUGACAAUUGGAAACAUACCGAAGGAAAUCCAUCAUAAACCUUCCCACAGUGCACACAUCCUCCUUGGGUAUCUGCCCACCACCCGCCUCGAACACAUCCCUAAUAAAGCUUCUCGCCGUCGCACUAUCUCCAACCUAUAUCAUGCAUGCAUGUCUCGCAUACUGGGCCCACUCGAAAGGGCAGGAUUGGAUGGUGUUAAGAUGCGCAGUGGUGAUGGCGCUCUUUGCUGCUGUCACCCUUUGUUUGCCUCCUUCGUUGGCGACUACCCAGAGCAGCUCCUUGCUACUGGCGUGAAGUUUAUGGAGUGCCCCAAAUGCGAUAUUGAUGCCGACGACAUGGGGAGCAACACAGCAGCCUUUCACUUGCGCAAUCUGGGCUCAGUGCUAGAUGCGCUCGCUGCUCUUGAUCAAGGAAGUCUUGCAUUUGUCUGUGCAUGUGCCACUGUAGGCAUCAAGCCCAUUGUUCACCCGUUCUGGGAGGAUCUCCCCUUUGCGAACAUCUUUCGCACUGUCACCCCUGAUGUACUGCAUCAGCUGUACCAGGGACUAGUGAAACAUCUUGUCCAGUGGCUUUCGGAAGCAUGCGGAGCGGUAGAAAUCGAUGCUCGAUGUCGACGUCUCCCUCUGAACCACAACAUCCGACUAUUUACAAAAGGUAUCACUACCUUGUCACGUCUGAGUGGCAAGGAACAUGCCCAAAAUUGCCAAUUUCUACUGGGAAUCAUCAUUGACAUUCGCUUACCAAAUAAUUUGAAUGCAGGUCGCCUCUUACGAGCAGUGCGGGGACUACUGGAUUUCUUGUACCUCGCACAGUAUCCUUGCCACAGCUCCGAAACUCUAGAACUAUUACACGCGGCACUAGACACUUUCCACGACAACAAGGGUAUUUUUGUGGACCUUGGUAUCCGCAACAAUUUCAAUUUACCGAAGCUCCACGCCGCUCGCCAUUACCCCCUCAUGAUCAUGCUGUUCGGUACAACAGAUAAUUACAAUACUGAGUACACUGAACGCCUCCACAUCGACAUCGCGAAGGACGCUUACCGUGCGACAAACCACAAGGACGAAUUCAUUCAAAUGACCAUCUGCUUUCGUCGUGAGCAAGUCAUGAUGAAACAUCCUAGUGCAAAGGCUGUUAGCUUGCAGAAACUCAUCAACGAUUACGGCGCGACCUAUUUCCGCGAGGCGUUGGCACGCUACAUUGCUCGACUCAACUGCUCCCCUCACCAUGUUCCACAAGGUCAAGAACUUGACGACUUGGCAAUCGAUAUUCAUUUUCCUUUCCGCACACUACCUGUUUUCCACAAGAUUAAGUGGCUGUCAUUGGAUACUCGUGGCCAUGGUGAUGCAUCUGUCACGCUGGACAGUAUACAUGCUAAACCACAGCAUCACUCUGGUUCUCGUCUGGUGGCUCAGCGAUCUGAUACAGCAUUGGUGGAUCGGAUGACAGGUGCUCCAGGGUUGAAAGAUUUACGGGUGGGCCAAGUUCGUGCAAUCUUUGCUUUGCCACCCACAUCAAUACUGAUGCUAUUUUCACCUACUGUCCAAGUACCCAGUCAUCUUGCAUACAUCGAGUGGUUCACGCUGUUCCCCCCAGCACCUGACCGGAACCAUGGUUUCUACAAGCUCUCUUGGGCGCUAGCACGCGGUGGAGAGCGUUUGGCUUCCAUUGUGCCCAUUGCCAAUAUUUUGUGCAGCACUCACCUUGUCCCAAGAUUUGGCGCUGUUGCGCCACGUGAGUGGACGAGUGGUACUGUCCUAGACGACUGCGAGAGUUUCUGGUUGAACUUGUACUUGGACAGACAUACCUUUGCGAAGUUCAAAUAA
Molecule: messenger RNA, 2511 nt
Organism: Suillus clintonianus
Lineage: Eukaryota; Fungi; Basidiomycota; Agaricomycetes; Boletales; Suillaceae
Exons: 7
Coding region: 1-2511 (836 amino acids)
Source: RefSeq, a predicted model, not a curated record